Molecule: messenger RNA, 246 nt
Organism: Durusdinium trenchii
Lineage: Eukaryota; Dinophyceae; Suessiales; Symbiodiniaceae
Source: the annotation of a GenBank genome assembly
AUGUCAUUGGCGCCUGGCCCUUCUGUAGGGCAUGGGGUUAGUGGGUCGGAGCUGCGGGGCGGUGUGAACUUGGAACCGGUUCCCAAUGAGAUGAAGCUGGCCGUGGACAAGCUCAAAAGCGUCAAUUUGGAUAGGUACCGAACUUCACGCAGACAGGUUCACAUCUACAAAGCCGCUGCAAAGCUUUGGGCAGCCGGCAUGGACUUCUCCGAUGCCCUGUCUGUAGUUCAGGAAGCGUUUGAUGCU